AGGGGCCACCCCAGUGCCCCCCGGCUUCAUGGUGCGGACCCCCGGGGGCCAUGGCAAGGAGGACGCGGGGCAGUGAGGAACAAGAUGAAUUGCACUAUCAGGACACGGACUCAGAUGUGCCGGAGCAGAGGGAAAACAGGUGCAAAGUCAAAUGGACCCUUGAAGAGGAUGAGCAGCUGAAAGUGCUGGUGAGACAGUUUGGGCAGAAUGACUGGAAGUUCCUGGCAAGCCACUUUCCUAACCGGAGCGAUCAACAGUGCCAGUACAGAUGGCUGAGGGUAUUGAAUCCUGACCUGGUCAAGGGACCGUGGACUAAAGAAGAAGAUGAGAAGGUCAUCGAGCUGGUGAAGAAGCAUGGCACCAAGCAAUGGACGCUGAUCGCCAAGCACCUGAGGGGGCGUCUGGGCAAACAGUGCCGGGAGCGCUGGCACAAUCAUCUCAACCCCGAGGUCAAGAAGUCCUGCUGGACGGAGGAGGAGGACCGCGUCAUCUGUGAGGCCCACAAGGUCCUGGGCAACCGUUGGGCUGAGAUCGCCAAGCUGCUGCCCGGGAGGACGGACAACGCCGUGAAGAACCACUGGAACUCCACCAUCAAGCGCAAGGUGGACACGGGAGGCUUCCUGAGCGAAACUAAGGACUCCAAGCCCGUCUACCUUCUGGUGGAAGUGGAGGAACAGGACAGCCCGGGUGCCCAGCCAGCGGACAGCCAGACGAGCCUCAUAACCAGCUGGCCUGGCGAUGCCCUGGAGCUGAAGGAGGAAGAGGUCAGUGAGGAGGAGGAGGAGGUGGCAGCAGCUGCGGCCGCCAUCGCCGCAACCCCCCCCAGCCAGCAGGAGCAGCCCCCCGAGCAGCUGUCCGCAGCGCCAGCCCCAGCCCCUGUGGAGGGAGCCCCCGAAGAGGGGGAGCCCGAGGUCUCCCCCCGCGACGGUAGCUCUCCGUACAAAUGGGUAGUGGAAGCGGCCAACUUCCUGUGCCCAGCCUCGGGGCCAGCCUUCACGGAAGCCCUGGACCUGAUAGAAUCGGAUCCCGACGGGUGGUGCGACCUGAGCAACUUCGACCUGCCCGAGGACCAGUCUCCCGGUGUUGGCGGUGGAGGUGGCAGCAACAGCAGCAGUAGCAGCGAUAGCAGUCCGGUCCAGCAGACGUCCAGCAAGCCUCCCGCCUCUCUCCCCAGCGUGACCGAGUACCGCCUGGACGGGCACACCAUCUCGGACCUGAGCAAGAGCAGCAAAGGCGAGCUGAUCCCCAUCUCCCCGCGCACAGACGUCCGCUUCGGCACACCCCCGUCCGUCCUCAAGCGGCACAAGAAGAGGAAGAUCACCCUGUCUCCGGUCACCGAGAACGGCACCAACACCACCCUCUCCUUCUUGGACUCGUGCAACAGUCUGACGCCCAAAAGCACCCCGGUGAAGACGUUGCCGUUCUCCCCUUCUCAGUUUCUCAACUUCUGGACCAAACAGGACAGCCUGGACCUGGAGAGCCCUUCUCUCACUUCCACCCCCGUGUGCAGUCAGAAGGUGAUUGUCACCACCCCGCUGCACCGUGACAAGACUCCCCUGCACCAGAAAAACUCUGCGUUUGUGACCCCGGAUCAGAAAUACUCGAUGGACAACGCGCCGCACACGCCCACCCCUUUCAAGAACGCCCUGGAGAAGUACGGACCACUCAAACCUCUGCCCCAGACCCCCCACCUGGAAGAAGACUUGAAAGAGGUGCUGCGAACAGAGGCGGGCAUCGAACUCAUCAUUGAGGAUGACGUGAAGCCGGACAGGCCCAAGAGGAAACAAGGGCUACGCCGGAGUCCCAUUAAGAAAGUUCGGAAGUCUCUCGCUCUGGAUAUUGUGGAUGAGGACGCGAAGCUAACGCUCUCUUCCCUGCCCAAGGUCAUGGGCUUCAAGAGGAACCAGUCCACAAGCUUCCUGUCCAGCUCCCUAAACCUGUCUUCGAGCAGUAGGAACGACAACAGUUUGCUCAACCGGGGGUUCGUGCAAGCCAAACCUCAGGCCAGGCCACAGGCCAAGCCGCACACCAAGCCGCAGGGAAAGUCUGAGAAGGCCUCGCUCAGGAAAACUCCAAGUCGACCCCAGGCUCCCGCCCCGAUGUCUAAAGCUUGGAAAGCGGUUGCCUGCGGUGGAACUAAGGACCAGAUUUUUAUGCAAGAGAAAGCCAGACAGAUCCUGGGCGCGCUGAAACAGAGCCACACAUCACGGACACUGAUUUUAUCAUGAAGGACUGGAUCUAUCUGCUUUUGCCUCUUCUAAUUUUUUUUAAUAAGGGCCGAUGGGGGAAUGGACGCAUGCUUGGUGUGGAGGUGGGGGAUCUCCCCGCCUCCUUUGGUGACCCUGGCAUCUGGAGCCUCGGCAGGCUGUGAGUUGCCAGUGAGAUAAAGGGGAGCAGGGUUGGAUGGUGCUACACCACUCACUGUUUUCAGGCCUUCCUUGGCCCCCACUUCCCAGGGGCUCUUCAAGUUUUCCUCGUCGACAGAGGAGUAUCUCGGGACGACGCUAGCGGAAAACCGAUCGGUGCGUUUCUCUGGAGCCUCCCCGGUGGAGGAGUGGUUAGGGUUGGGCCUGGGAAUCGAUUUCCCGUUGCUGCAGCGAACGGAGAGCGGCUCCGCUCGUGACUUUACCUGCCUCAGCACAGGGGCCGGGCCCCGGGGUAAGGAAGCUGACGGGAGAGGGACCAUCUCAGGGGAGGGGGCCUGGGGUGGGGGACUAGGGGUGGCGAUGACCCUC
Molecule: messenger RNA, 2735 nt
Organism: Tachyglossus aculeatus (Australian echidna)
Lineage: Eukaryota; Metazoa; Chordata; Mammalia; Monotremata; Tachyglossidae
Gene: MYBL2
Product: MYB proto-oncogene like 2
Biological process (GO): regulation of DNA-templated transcription
Cellular component (GO): nucleus
Molecular function (GO): RNA polymerase II cis-regulatory region sequence-specific DNA binding; DNA-binding transcription factor activity, RNA polymerase II-specific
Source: RefSeq, a predicted model, not a curated record